Molecule: messenger RNA, 2140 nt
Organism: Chlorocebus sabaeus (green monkey)
Lineage: Eukaryota; Metazoa; Chordata; Mammalia; Primates; Cercopithecidae
Gene: TIGIT
Product: T cell immunoreceptor with Ig and ITIM domains
Biological process (GO): positive regulation of interleukin-10 production; negative regulation of interleukin-12 production; negative regulation of T cell activation
Cellular component (GO): cell surface
Molecular function (GO): signaling receptor binding
Source: RefSeq, a predicted model, not a curated record
GGAAUGGAGGGGGCAGGGCACCAGGCUUCAGAUGCUUCUGGGUGCAGAUGCAGAUUUUCAGGAUGUACAACAUGGAGCAUCCCCAAGGUAACUGUGUUGAGAGCCUGCGAGGCAGGUGAACGUGGAUCCUCUACCCCCUCUCCUGACUGAGUUCACCAGGGAACAAGCUUUGUAAACUCUUUGAGGGUAGGGGCUGUGAUUAUUUACUCUCAUAUCUUCAGAGCCUGGUGUUGAGGUUGGUGCUUUGUAGGCACUCAGGAACUUUCAAAUGAAUGAAGGGAGGGAGGGAGGAAAGAAGGAUGGGUCCCUGGUAGGAUCUGAUGAUGGGAUGGGAGCUCCAGGCAAAUGUCAACCAAUCCCUCUCCUGGGUCAGCCCCCAGGGGCUCACCCUUCUUUGCAUUUCCAGCUCUCAUGAGGUCAGUGUGCACAGGAAAGCUCACUCCUCUAAUCUCCUCUGAUCCUACUGCACCAGAGAAACUAAGCCAGAAUUCAACCAAGUCUCAGUCUAGAUAAACAAGACAAAAGAAAUAAGAUUUGAGGAGAAGAUCUCCUUCAAGGGAAAGUUGCUGUGUUUGUCCAAGACCUUUGUCCCAUCCAUGUAUCAUCCCUCAAGUAAAUGCUUCUUGUUCACUUGUUCAUUAGAUUUCAAGUGCAGUCCCUGGCCUAUAAGUCCCUACAAUUAUAAGUUUCUCUUGUCAUUGCACAUUCUUCAUCAGGAGAAUGCCGGAGGAGCUCAGCCAACAGUUCCUCAUCAGUAGCAGAUUCUUCAGAACUUGGGCACUACACAGAUGCCCUUGAGCUCUUUGAAUACAGGUUGAUUUUUAGAAAAUACAUUAAGACAGAACUUAAAAACAAUAGAUUGACUAAUUAUAGUCCAAAGACGAGUGUACCUCUAACCACAGUUUUCAUUUAUUUUUAAAUGUUUCCUUCAUGGCCUUUCUUGUGGCUCCCCCUAUGCAGUUUGUGUAUUUGUUGAAAACUUUAUGUGUUUUUAACAUGGUUUUUGCCAAACUUGGUUUUUCUGAGACCGUCUUUUCUCAUAGGCUUAGUUUUACCGUCCUAUCUGUAGUCGGCUACUUUCGGUGGCAGAAGAGGCCACAUCUGCUUCCUGUAGGCCCUCUGGGCAGAAGCAUGCAGUGGUGUCUCUUCCUGAUCUGGGCCCAGGGGCUGAGGCAGGCUCCCCUCGCCUCAGGAAUGAUGACAGGCACAAUAGAAACAACGGGGAACAUUUCUGCAAAGAAAGGUGGCUCUGUUAUCUUACAAUGUCACCUCUCCUCCACCAUGGCACAAGUGACCCAGGUCAACUGGGAGCAGCAGGACCAGCUUCUGGCCAUUUGUAAUGCUGACCUGGGGUGGCACAUCUCCCCAGCCUUCAAGGAUCGAGUGGACCCGGGUCCUGGCCUGGGCCUCACCCUCCAGUCGCUGACCAUGAAUGAUACAGGGGAGUACUUCUGCACCUAUCACACCUACCCUGAUGGGACUUACACAGGGAGAAUCUUCCUGGAGGUCCUAGAAAGCUCAGUGGCUGAGCACAGUGCCAGGUUCCAGAUUCCAUUGCUUGGAGCCAUGGCCAUGAUGCUGGUGGUCAUCUGCAUAGCAGUCAUCGUGGUGGUCGUGUUGGCUAGAAAGAAAUCCCUCAGAAUCCACUCUGUGGAAAGUGGCCUCAGGAGAAAAUCAACUGGACAGGAAGAACGGAUUCCCAGUGCUCCCUCACCCCCAGGAAGCUGUGUCCAGGCAGAAGCUGCACCUGCUGGGCUCUGUGGAGAGCAGCAGGGAGAUGACUGUGCCGAGCUGCAUGACUACUUCAAUGUCCUGAGUUACAGAAGCCUGGGGAGCUGCAGCUUCUUCACAGAGACUGGUUAGCAAACAGAGGCAUGUUCUGGAAGAUACACUUUUGUCUUGACUAUUAUAGAUGUCUUGACUAAUAUAUAAGCAGCUGUAUUCGUCAUCAGUGUGCGCGCGCAUGUGCGCGUGUGUGUGUGUUCAGUUGAGUGAAUAAAUGUCAUCCUCUUCUCUAUCUUCAUUUCCUUGGCCUUUUUGUUCUAUUCCAUUAUGCAUUAUGGCAGGCUUAGGGUGAGUAACAUGGAUCUUGAUCAUAAAUGCAAAAUCGAAAAAAUAUCUUGACCUGAUUUUAAAUCUG